CGUCCGGCGGCGGCGGCAGCGGCAGCGGCAGCGGCGCUGAGUUUUGUCUCCCGGGCCGUCUGGGCGCGCGCGGGUGUCCCAGAAUGAAAUAUGACUGAGGACUCUCAGAGAAACUUUCGUUCAGUAUAUUAUGAGAAAGUGGGGUUUCGUGGAGUUGAAGAAAAGAAAUCAUUAGAAAUUCUCCUAAAAGAUGACCGUCUGGGAAUCUUGCCUCCACACCACGAGUCCCAUGCCAAGGUGAUGAUGUAUCGUAAGGAGCAGUACUUGGAUGUCCUUCAUGCCCUGAAAGUCGUUCGCUUUGUUAGUGAUGCCACACCUCAGGCUGAAGUCUAUCUCCGCAUGUAUCAGCUGGAGUCUGGGAAGUUACCUCGAAGUCCCUCUUUUCCACUGGUUAGUGGUCACUUUUGUCUGACACUAAGCUCAACUCUAGACCGUCCCAUCUUGCCGGCCUUUGAUUACAUCAUGUUUUGCCUUAAAAACUUUUGGUGGCUCCCUGUUGUUAUUAGAAUAAAAGUGACACAUCUUUACUUGGCAUUCAUGGCCAUGCACAUUCUGACCCAACCUUCUUACUUUUUGUUUUUUUAAAAUACGUUUUAUUUUGAAGUAAUUUCAAACUUCCAGAAAAGUUGCAAGAAUACUACCAAGAAUUUGCAUAUACCCUUUACCCAGAUUCUCCAGUUGUUAACAUUAUGCAACUUUUUUCUACAUCCAACAUUAUUUAAAAAGUUAAAAAAUAAAAAAUUGUAGGUGCUAAGUAGCUUUAAGCAUCUGUUUUGCUUUGUGUGCAUCUGUUUUGCUUUGUUGUUUUAAAACGUAUUUUUUUAAACACAUUUUUUUUUUCCUAAAUCAUUUGAGAGUAAGAUGCAGACAGGAUUCCCUAUUACCUCAGAUUCCUUCAGUGUACACUUCCUAAAGACAGGACACCCCUGUAGAUAGCCAUAGUACAGUCCUCAAAACUAAGACAUUAACAUUGAUACAAUAUUAACGUAAUCUACCAGCUCCAUUUGAAUUUCACCAAUAAUGCCUUCACAAAUAAUCAAACGGUCAAAGUUCUGGGUGAGGACUGGAUCCUGGUUUAGGCAUUGCACUGGGUUAUCAUAUUGCUUUAGUCUCCUUUGACUUGGGACAGUUCUGUCUUUUUUUAUCUUUCAUGCCUUUGACAUUUUUGAAGGGCAUAAUCAGAUGCUUUGAAGAAAGCCCCUCCCUUUAGGUUUGUCUGGUGUUUCCUCCUGAUUAGAUUCAGGUUAUUCAUUUUUGGCAGGGAUACCAAGUAGGUGAUGCUGUGUCCUUCUCAGUGUCUCUUAUCAGGAGGCACAUAGUGUGAAUUUGCCCCAUAAGAGGUAGUGUUAACUUGGAUCACUUGGCGAGGGUGCUGCCUGCUGGAGUUUUCCGCUGGAAAGUUUUUACUUUUCCCUUUGUAAUUGCUAUUUCUCUUUGUGGGGAGACACUUUAAAACUGCUAUGUAAACAUCCUAUUCCUUAUUAAACUUUUGCUCAUGAGUAUUCUCAUUUGACGAUUUCUAAAAAAUUUUUAUUUUUUAACUUUUUAAAUAAUGUUGGAUGUAGAAAAAAGUUGCAAAAAUAGUGCAGUGUUCUGAAAUACCUUCACCCAGUGUCCUCAAAUGUUACAUCUCAUACAACCGUAAUGUAAUGAUCAAAACCGGAGAAUCACAAUACUGACAGCUACUCUGUAGGCCUCACUGGGAUUUUGCUGAUGUCCCACUGAUGCUCUUCUUCUGAUCCAAGAUCCAGUUCCGGAUCACACAUUACAUUUAGCUGCCACGUCUUAGUCUUUAAUCUGGAAGAGUUCUUUUUUUUUUUUUUUUUUUCUUUUUUUUGAGACAGAGUUUUUCUCUUUUUGACCAGGCUGGAGUGCAGUGGUGCGAUCUUGGCUCAACGCAACUUCUGCCUCCUGGGUUCAAGCAAUUCUUGUGCCUCAGCCUCCAGAGUAGCUGGGAUUACAGGUGCGCACCACCACUCCCGGCUAAUUUUUGUAUUUUUAGUAAAGAUGGGAUUUCUCCAUGUUGGUCAGGCUGGUUUUGAACUCCCGACCUCAGGUGAUUCACCUGCCUUGGCCUCCCAAAGUGCUGUGAUUACUGGCGUGAGCCACUGUGCCUGGCCUGGAACAGUUCUUCAGUCUUUGUCUUUCAUGACCUUGACACUUUUGAAGAGCCCUGGCCAGUAGAGCAUUUCUCAAUUUGGGUCUGUCUCAUGUUUCUCCAUGAUUAAACUCUGGUCACGCAUUAUUGGCAGGAAUAUCACAGAAGUAUGGGACUCAUUACUGUGCUGCUAACUUUGAUCACUUGGGUAAGAUGGUGUCUGUGGAGUUUCUCCACUGUAAGGUUACUAUUUUCCUCUUUGUAAUUAAUAAAUAACUGUGGAGAAGUACUUUGAGACUUGUAAGUAGCCAUCCACUAAUGAUUCUUGCCUGAACCAAUUUUUACUAUGCUGAUUGCCAAAUGGUGAUCUAACUCCUUCAUUCUUUCUGCAUGUAUUAGUUGGCAUUCUUCUCUAAGGAAGAGUUUUCCCUUCUCCUUCUUUAUUUAUAUCAGUAUGAAAUUAAAGUGUUAUUUGUUUGGCUAAAA
Homo sapiens (human) is the source of this 2584-nucleotide messenger RNA. It is a transcript of the gene TBC1D7, whose product is annotated as TBC1 domain family member 7. Gene Ontology annotation, biological process: negative regulation of TOR signaling. Bases 91 to 585 code for a protein of 164 amino acids. Lineage: Eukaryota; Metazoa; Chordata; Mammalia; Primates; Hominidae. The transcript has 3 exons. The record is from RefSeq and is marked reviewed. Gene Ontology annotation, cellular component: cytosol; cytoplasmic vesicle; lysosomal membrane.